GUUGGAUGUAUACAUAACAGGCUAGGAAUGUUGCAUUUAUGAUCUAUCUAUUAAUAGGGCAACCGUCAGUCUUUAGAACGUCACAUACACACAGUCUAACGAACGAAGUCCAGAAAGUCCAAUUAUGAUGAAAUCGGGCGAAUGUAUACAACACCAGGAACAGUUAUCAUGACCCAUAUAAACUCCCUCCUUGUGGCUAGCCUCUCCCUACUUGUAACGGUACAAUGCGCUACAUUCUCCUGUAAGUGUGACCAGGCAGAGCCCUUCUGCGACAGGGACAACACUUGCUACACCACUUGUCCACCACCUACUUACGCCAGAGGGACACAAUGUAUAGGACAACACGAGUGCAUAGAUUCAAACGGGAUCCUCUAUAACGGAACCUGUGUCAAGACAUGCGCAGAAGGGUUAUUCCACUACCGUGAUUUGCACCGAUGCUACGAAAUCUGCCCGAAAGACACCUACAUCAACGGAACGAUGUGCAUCUUUCAAGAACACUGUGAUUCGGAAUAUUCAGGAGUUUUAUACAAACAGAAGUGUUUGCAGUCAUGUCCCAGCGAGGCCCCGUACAUCAAGGGUGUGACCUGCCACCCUUCUUGUCCAGAUAAUACCAUCCUGGACACAAACUCUCGGUGUAUAACACCAGACAAAUGCCUCGAGAAGCCGGCUUUUAUAUACAACAGCACCUGUGUGAUUAAAUGCCCUGAUGAAACUUACUUUCAUAACGAUGGUUUUUGCGUUGAGACGUGCCCACUGGAUUAUGUUGUUCAUCAGUCUUUGUGUAUAUCGCCUGAAGUCUGCCUGGCUUUGACCAGGUUCAUUUCAAAUGGCACAUGUGUUUCCAAGUGUCCGGUUCAUGCUCCCUACAUCUACAAUGGAACAUGCUUAGAACUGUGUCCUGACGACACUCUUGUAAAUGGAACUACUUGUGUUUCUUUCAGUCAGUGCAUACGUCUCAGAAGGGUUGUUUUGAAUUCAACUUGCAUGCCUGUGGAAAACUGUAUAGUUAAAGGGUGGGUGAUUGACAACUCAACUUGCAUACCUGUGGAAAACUGUAUAGUUAAAGGUUGGGUGAUUGACAAAUCAACUUGCAUGCCUGUGGAAAACUGUACAGUUAAAGGGUUGGUGAUUGACAAAUCAACUUGCAAACCUGUGGAAAAGUGUACAGUUAAGGGGUGGGUGAUUGACAAAUCAACUUGCAUACCUGUGGAAAACUGUACGAAGAAAGGAUUGGUGACCCUCAACUCAACAUGCGUCCCUGUAGAGACGUGCUCCAGUUUAGGGUGGGUGGUUGACAACUCAGCAUGUGUACCUAUCACGAACUGCACAGACAAAGGAUUUCUGAUUUACAAUGGAACAUGUAGACAAACAUGUCCAGUACCUUUUCCGUUCAUUGAUACAGGUAAAUGUGUCUCCAGUUGCCCCACUGACACCCUCAUCUGGAAUACUUCUGUAUGUGUCAAAGACUCCUCCUGUAGGACAAUGGGAUUUGUAAUCUACAACGGAACAUGUCUCAGCGUCUGUCCUUCAGAAGCAGCCUUUGUUUGGAACAGGACAUGUCACUCUGUCUGUCCGCAAGAUGAAGCUACUGCGAACUGUACGCAUAGCCAGGCUGUAUCGACAUCGGAACAACCAGGGACAAACCAUAGCUUCACACCGGAAACACAUAGGACAAACCAGAGUUCCACACCAAAAACUCCAAGGACAAACCAGAGCUCCACAACAGAAGCACCAAGAACCAACCAUAGCUCAACAUCAGAAGUACCUAGGACGAACCAUAGCUCCACAACAGAACCAUCAGUAACAGAUCAUGGCUCCACACCAAACCCAUUGCCCACAAGUACCAAAAUGCCGACGACCCUCAACUCCACUGGAAGGGCAAGUCAUUCAAGGAGACUCCACCAUGCGAGUAGUGAGGCACUGACAAUUGCAUUGCCAGUUGUGGCAGUUCUGUUGAUACUUGCGUUCCUUUUCUGUUUUGUCCGAAAAGUAAUCACAGCGAGACGCUCACACACUCAGGAUGACCGAGGACUACUGUUGAACGGCGACAUGGUGUUGAAUGAGACACCUCCUGAAGACAGUUCCUGUUGACAUGAUGUGUAUGGAAAUUGUUACAUCUGUUGUAAAAUGCUGAAGUUUCUACUUUCCUGUGUCAAGGGUUAAACGUCAUGUUCAAGAUUACUGACCAAACUAGCCUCGUGGCUGUGACUGUUGGAACAACUCCGUGCUAACUCACUUGGAUACCAUGCAGAAAUUAACUAAAAUAACCCACUCAAAUACAUUAUGUUGACUCCAAACCUGAAUCCGUGUUUUCUCCCUUAGUGCCUAACGCCAGGCAGGGCAAAAGCAAGUACCAUCUCGUAACGUAUGGCACAGUCAGGGAUUUAACCACAGAGCUUAGCCUCCUUCGGCAAUUACCCUGCCCACUCGACCAUGGAGGUGAUUCUUUUGUUUAACAAGCAUCAUUACAUCGCUUCUCGGGCUCUUUCGGCAGCUGGCAAUGGUGGCUUUGGUUUUCUGGGAUUCCAAAGAAUUCCUAUCUGUGGACCACUCAGGUCAGACCAUUAUCCCAACCUGCUUAGGCAAAUCCGGGAUAAUAUCAAGGCUAAACGUCACAGUAAACCCACUAAAGGCAUUGUUCCUCGGAACAAGUCUGUGACUGCACAGCAUGGCUGUGGCUUUGAAUUCAUUGACAAUGCUUGGUAUGCACCAGCUUUGGCACCGUCAUAGAUUGUGUAAAUGACGAUGACGUGAUUUGAACAGUGGGGGACUUUCAGCAUCAGGAGGACGCUUUAAAAUAGUUUGCGACAUUUUCAAUUAAAGUAGUCCAUCAUA
This is a messenger RNA of Haliotis rubra (blacklip abalone), 2835 nucleotides long. RefSeq names its product proprotein convertase subtilisin/kexin type 5-like. The record is from RefSeq and is a predicted model, not a curated record. The transcript has 3 exons. Lineage: Eukaryota; Metazoa; Mollusca; Gastropoda; Lepetellida; Haliotidae. The coding region runs from base 142 to 2091 and encodes 649 amino acids.